Molecule: messenger RNA, 2700 nt
Organism: Cydia fagiglandana
Lineage: Eukaryota; Metazoa; Arthropoda; Insecta; Lepidoptera; Tortricidae
Exons: 14
Coding region: 1-2643 (880 amino acids)
Biological process (GO): sodium ion transmembrane transport
Cellular component (GO): plasma membrane
Source: RefSeq, a predicted model, not a curated record
AUGUAUGGAAACGGAGCCUUUUUAAAUUGGACGAGUAGAUUUUACAACAAGGACUGGCGGGCGCCAGCGGCAGGCAAUAAAAGCUUGUUACAAUGCUUCAUAAAUUUAAUAAUUAUAAUUUUUGUUGGUUUUUUUUCAGUGGACAUUUUCUGUUUCACAGCCAUUGCACUAGUAGUUGGCAUGGCAUAUAUGUGGGUGGAGUUGUUUAUAAAACAGUACACGCAACGAUUAGACUGGGAUCAAAACUUAAGUCCGGUUUUAAAAGGCAUAACAGUGGCCUUAAUUAUGCAAUAUACCUUAUUUUGUUUACUGUCCUUAAGAUACGCAGGUGAUGGUGCGCGAUAUUUGAGCAGCAGCUUCGCGAGCACACCGAUAUGGUCGACGUGCACUCACUUCGUCAACACCUCUCACUGCAUGGACUCUGAACACAUCCUGCAAUAUUGUGAAAAGCCACAACCCAGAGAACUCCUUACAUUAAACGUAACAUCUGUGCACAUAUAUUACAUGGAAUACAUGAAAACUAAUAUCAGAGGCGCAUGGACGUGGAGAUUUUUUGUCGUUGCUGUAAUGUGGAUACUUAAUUUUUGCCUCACGACAGUACCUGACACGGUGAUAUUGAAGUUUUACAAAUAUUUAGUUCUGCUGAAACAUAUCUUCAGUAUUUUCACCUAUGCGUAUCUAGCAAUUUCUACUGGACGAGGAAACGAAGCUUUUCUUGAAUUGAUGGAUGUGAAUGCAGACGGUACAAUUGGUGGAGCAGUAUACAUGGUCGCAUUGGUUUAUGGUGUAGGCAUGAUCGGCUUCCAUGAUUUUGGUAGUACCUCGCCUUUUACAAUGACUGACAAUGCUGUUAUUAUAUUUACAGUAUUGUUUAUUCUUCUUGCUUCACUGAGAUCUAUGCUUGUGAAUAUACUAUUAUUUCAAUUAAGUGACUGCGUUGACAUUAACAGAGACGAAGCUAGAUCUUGGCAUUAUAUAUUUUUUGUUUUAUUGCCAUUAUCGACUGAGUUCUUAUUUGGCCAGAAACUAAUCAAUAUAUAUUUAUACUUGCACGUGCUUCUGUCUUUACUUCCAUGUCUAGUGUUGUACUCGUUAACGGUAACGAGAUUACUACAUAGUGAAUUUCCUUCACUAAAGUUUAUUUACAUACAGGGACUAAUUUGCCUUUUUGGGUUUAUCUUGUCUGUUCCAAUUUUAUUGGUCGGUGAGUAUGUUGAUAAAAUGCGAGCCGGAUUAAUUUCAGGAUUGAGCCUAACCGUAUUGUAUUUGGGUGGGUUAAGAAUGGCUAUUAUCAUGUGGAUAUACGGAGUUAAAAGAUUCUCAACAGAUAUUAACUUUUGGCUCGGAUUUAGUCCGACAAAGUUCUGGACUGUAUGUUGGUCUGUUCUUCCAGCUAUCCUGUGGGUGAGUGGUCUAUGUGCUGUUUUUAAAUUUAUAGGCGUAAUUUAUCGCCUUCGUCCUCCUAAGUUGCAGCGUGUGACGAUACAACUCCGCAGUUUUGCCAGACUUGACAUUCAAGCCUUACAGAGGGACGCACGCGCGGUAGAUUGGUCGUCGACGCUGACAGCUUCGUCGGUUGAUGAAGCGGUGGCGGCCCUUAACUCGUCUGUUCUUAAGCUUUUCGACAUUCAUGCGCCUAUACGCACAGUACGGUUGAAGAGGCCUCCGGCGCCGUGGUUCACGCGAGAGUCUGGUUUUCGUCGUGGCCACAGUACUUCCACCGCUUUGCUCAAAGUGGUCGAUGACGUGAGGCUCGGCAUGGACUCCUCAUUGUUGACAGUGUUGGUCCUUAUCGAUUUCUCCAAUGCUUUUAACGCUGUUAACCAUGAUCUGUUACUGGCCACUCUUAGGCAUCUGAAUAUAUCUUCAUCUGCGGCUGGUUGGUUCUCUUCGUAUCUUCAGGACCGUCGUCAGGCGCUUUAUACCCAAGCGAGUGCUAAGGAUCUGGACCAGGCAAUCGCUGAAAUAAACUUAGACCUUAACCAUAUCUCCACUUGGUCACAUUGCUUUGGUAUCACAGUCAACCCAGCUAAAUGCCAGGCCAUAUUACUUGGCAGCACCCGCUUACUCUCUUUGGUAAACACUGUGGAAUUGGCGCCAGUUCUCUUUGAAACUGAAGUUAUUCCGCUUUCAUCGCAAGUGAAGAACCUGGGGCUAACAAUUGACAGUGGGCUCACAUGGGAACCACAGGUGUCCGACAUACUGUUUGGUUACGGAAUGUAUUACGAUAUAGCACAGGAGAUUGGUCACAUCGAAACAAGAUACGCAUUGAUAUGGUACUUGGUAUCAGCUGUGAUCACGUUUGUAUUUCAGAUCAGGAUAAUAGUGCGUUACGCCAUGAAAAACAAUUUAAUAGGAGCCUUUCGAAAUAAUAAGAAGUACGGCCCGUCUGAUAAGCGAGAUCGUAAACGUCGGCGGCGGUACGACCCGGCUAUAGAUGACAGACAUUGUUUCCACGACUGUAUAUCCAUAGAUGAAGAAAUUGAUUGCAAUCAUUUGCCGCUUAUGAAUACGGGAGAAGGGCCGUCAAGCAUGAACUCUGAAAGCACACUUACGCAAAUGUACGAGUCCGUAGCAUCAAGAGCGGAUAGCGUUAUUACUAUUAUGGAAAUGAGACCUGACAUAAAGGAGAAGCAGGCUUGAUAAUUGUAACUGUAACAUAACAUGCUGUUACCGAUCUGUUGCUGUUAUCAUGUGUUA